AACACGCAUAUUGCCGUAAAAUGUCAGUGUUGUAAUCUGAAAAUCUGGUUACAAAAAUAUUAUGGAGUUAAUUUAACGCUAAGAAGAUAGGCACAUGUUUUAAUAUAAUGCAUUAUUUGGAAUAAAAGUAAAUAGUACGUAAACAAUUUGUAAUUGUUAGUCAACGAGUAAAAGACAUUAUCGUGUAACCUUAAUUGUCAUUCAUUCCUUGGACAAUUUUGUGUGCAAUAUAAAAAGUGUUUUGUUAAAUAAUAUAAUAUAGCCCAAAAUUGCUUUAAUACAUUUAUAUAUAAUUUCAAAUUCCUUCCAACAACUUCAUUAAUCAGUAAGUGUUAUUGUUAUUGCUGUCUUAGUAAUAAGGAAAAAUAAUGAUUCUAAAUAAAUACAUCUGAUGCCCAAAGCACAUUUCUGAAAGAAAAGUGGUUUUGUGUACACUCUCUGAAUAUCAUAUGUCUAAGUGAUAAUAAAAUUAUUAUGGCAUCCCAGGAAAAUAAUAUUAUUUCGGACUCAGGAGAGAAGUUGUCUCAACAGCAAGAAAUAUCUGAUUUAAAGCUACAGCUAAAUGCAUCGCAACAAACUAUAGCUAGCUUAGAAUUAAAAGUGAGACAAAAAGAAGAGGUUAUCAUAAAAACUCAAGCAGACUCAAUAAAGCAAACUCAAGCGCUGAAGUCUGACAUCAAAAAAUUAAAAGAGCAAUUAAAGGAGACGUCUAAAAUUAUAGAAAACAGUUCUACAUCAGAAUUACAAGAGGCUCUUAAAGCAGCCGAAGAAAAGGCUGCGAAGGCUUUAAAUGAUCUCCAUGACAGAAUUGAAAAGGAUCAGAAAAUGAAUCAAAUUUUGGAAGAAUAUGAAAAAACAAUAGCAAGUCAUGAUACUGAAUACAAAAAACUGAAUGACCUACAUGAAACUGUUAAGGGUAAUUUGGCAACUUUGGAAAUGGCAUUCCAUGACGUUAUUCAGAAAUAUGAACGGGCCAAAGCUGUUAUUGAGGGUUUUAAGGCAAAUGAAGAGGUUUUUAAAGAUAAUAUUGAAAGAAUGGAAAAGAAUCUUAAAAUGGAAGCCCAAAGAUACGAAUCUCUCAAGGCUCACGCGUCAAAACAAAUAGAAAAAGCAAAUAAAGAAAAUAUUUUCUUAAAGAGUCAGUUUGAAACGUUAGAACUGAAACAAAAUGCAAUUAUUAAAAGGUUGGAAAUUAAAACUGCAGCGCUGGAGAAUUCUUUAGAACAAAAAACAAAGGAGUGCGAGGAACUGGCAGCGUUAUGUGAUGAAGUAACAGGCAAAAAAGUGUAAAAAGUAAUUAAAAACUACUAAUGAUUUAUUGAUAACUCAUUAUUUAUUAUUUUAAUUUGUCCAUUAUUUUAUUAUCACUAAUAAUGUGAUGUUUAAUUUACUUAAGCAUAUUAAAGAUCUAUUUUAAUUGGUAAUUUUUGUAAACAUUUUAGCUGCUUUUUUGAAAUAGACAUGAAAAACAUGUG
Messenger RNA from Tribolium madens (black flour beetle), 1475 nucleotides. RefSeq names its product transforming acidic coiled-coil-containing protein 1-like. Gene Ontology annotation, biological process: cell population proliferation; mitotic spindle organization. The record is from RefSeq and is a predicted model, not a curated record. The coding region runs from base 475 to 1290 and encodes 271 amino acids. NCBI's taxonomy places the organism in Eukaryota, Metazoa, Arthropoda, Insecta, Coleoptera, Tenebrionidae. Gene Ontology annotation, cellular component: cytoplasm. The transcript is spliced from 6 exons.